Molecule: messenger RNA, 4624 nt
Organism: Solenopsis invicta (red fire ant)
Lineage: Eukaryota; Metazoa; Arthropoda; Insecta; Hymenoptera; Formicidae
Product: formin-binding protein 4
Exons: 13
Coding region: 432-3533 (1033 amino acids)
Molecular function (GO): protein binding
Source: RefSeq, a predicted model, not a curated record
CUAUUUUUAUCGGCAGUGUCAUAAUAUGGUUGUGCUACGUAGUACUAAUUUCAAAAAUGGAUUGUAUUGGCGAUAGCGUACAAGGGGUUUCUUCCAUGUAAAACGCCGGGAUGGUCGCUCUGUCUUCUCUCUGCUAUUAUGAAAGUGUAAAUUUCCACCCCCUCCAAAAUACUCCAAAAUACAGUUGGUUUACAAGUGCAUGGACGUUUUAGGUUAGCUCAUGAUCCAACACUUGUUUGUGAAAUUUCGUAUAUAAUUGUUACGCGGUACGAGGAAAUGCAUCGUCAUAAUUUCAAAUGACAUGCAAAUGAUAUGUGCGCGUGCAUACUUCUACUUGGAUUUGUCGUGCAAGGACCGAGGUUGACCAGGCGCGCGUACUGCGUUCCAAGUUCUCCAUCGCAUCUAGCCUUCACAUUGUUAUUUUUCGUAUUAUGAAGAGACGUCAAAGAAGGCCAGUCUUAACGCUCAACAAGCCGCAAGGCAGUCAUCACGGUGAACGCGCGCAAAGUAGGUGCAAGUCAAUAAAUAAUGUACAAUCCACACAGAGCGAGGCCAAUAACCCAUUGGCCAAUAUGUUGUGCCAAUAUAAUUCUGACAGUGACACAGAGGAUUCUAAGAAGGAUACGCAAAAGUUGGACGAUCAAGUCAAUGAUUUCCUUAAGGAAAUUCAACUCAUUGCCCCUGAGCAACCUGUACCGAACGUUGCUCCUGAUUCUAGUUUAACGGCUAAAGCAGUUCCAAGAUCUGUACAUCAUACUAACCAACAAACAAUGUGGCAAGAAUGCUAUGACGAAUCUACCGGUUAUCCUUAUUAUUGGCAUAUUGAAACUAAUGAAGUAACAUGGGACAUGCCAGAGGAAUUACGCUUAUUACAAAAACAGUCGGAAACAGGAACCGGAACAAAAUAUCCCACCCAGGGACCACAUUGGGUAGACUUUUCGUCCAUCGCAUAUCGCCAGUCUCAGGCAAAUAUACCGGAAGGUAUGAUACCACAGGAAGUGGUAGCAAGAAAUCGCAACAGAUUUUUGCAUAAUGAAACUCCUAAGAAACAUAAUUCAGAAAGCAAACAAGAAAUUAAGAACGAGUCUCCGGCGAAAGAUGACGAUUCAGACGAUGGACGAAUAGAGAUGAUAACAUCUUUCGGUAGCGAUGGAAGUGAUUCGGAGGACGAAAAUAAUUCCUCGGAUGAGAAUAAAAUACCGGUACCUGUAUCUGAAUCAGGAAAAUCCAAUCCUACGCCGUAUGCGAAAAGCAGCGAGAUUGGACCUGCCUUUUGUCCAACGGGAAUACAAUCACCUACCAAAAACUUGUUUCAUUCAUAUAAAUCUGAGUCGACUAACAUAUCAAAUUCUACAAAUCAUCCCGAGCAACUUGAUGAGUGUAAAAUAACCGAAUCCGACAGCAAGAAUAGCGUAGUUCAAAGUGAAAAAGAGUUCCUAAUGGGAAAUAAAAAUAGGAAAGAUAUUAAUGCACUUAAUACGAUUUCGAAGUUAGAUCUUAAUGUGUCCUUAGUACCUGGUUAUGGCGAUGAUUCGGAUGGAGAAGAGGAAGUUAGACCUAAACAAGAGAUAAAGCCUUUGUUCCCGAUUGCGCAGAGUGAAGAAUUCAUAAGUGUAACGAACUCGUUAAAAAAUGCUCACGACUCUUCCGCGAAAAAUACUGGCACUGUACAGGCUUCCGAUCAGUGCAACGACAGCAACGAGGAUACACAAGAAAUGAAGAACGAUCAAGAAAAAACGGAAAAGGAAUCGAAAACAGACGAAGAUAAAUCCAAAACAAAUAUAUUUCUGGAGGAUAUGCAAGUGUGCGGCAAGGCCUUUCAAAGAAAAAAGCGGAUAGCAUUUGAUGUAACAUCCACUAAAGUUAAACAAAAUAAUAAUACAAAUCUCGAAAAUACAACUCGAGAUGAUAAUAGCAGCGAUCUUGUGAGCAGUGAAACUUCGCGUAAAGAUGUUGAAGAUGACGACGCGGAAGUGAAUAAUCAAUUGGGUGCAGAAAGCCAGAACGAAUGCGAUGAAUCGCAUAAGGAGAUAGAACAGUGCGUUAAUAUUAAGACUGAAGAAAAGCUUAGUACAAAGAACGAAUCGUGCGACUCAGAAAUAUCUGCGGAACACAAAAUAGAAUCGAGUGUUGUCGAGGAAAAGGCCAAUGAGGAGAUGAAUGACUUGUCACAGAUUAUAACGGAGAAAUUGAAAUUUCUUUCCGAAGGGAGGGAAAGUGUCUCAGCUGUUCAAACUAUGCAAAUUCAACUACAAACAUUGUCUACAGCAUGGACAGCAGGUAGCUUAGAGGACAGUUACUUUCAAAAGUGGCUAACUAAUACAAAUCAUGAAUUGGAAAGAUUAGAGCAAGAUGCGGCACCAGCUGGUUGGCUAUGUCAAUGGGAUAGGUCACAUAAGCGGUAUUACUAUCACAAUACAUCCACUGGGACAUUACAGUGGACUUAUCCUGACACCGGUAUUGCCGGUGGCACUGAGGAAAUGGAAUUGUGCACUACUCCGCCACCAGAAUCCGAAGAGUUAUUAAUCACAGAAUCAUCCAAAAAAACGAAGGAGAAGCAAGCGGAGGAGAUGGAUGAUAAUAAGGCGGAAGACGAAAAUCUCUCAGCGGAUAAGCGUUCUGCGAGUUUGGAAGCACCACCUCCGCCGCAGAUAUCUAAUCCCAGUCCACCACCGCCCCCGAGAAUAUUCGCAGAAGAUCUCAAGAAGGACAAGAAGAAAAGGGAGAAAUCGGACGAGAAAUUUUUAGACGCAAAGAGAAAGCGUUUGGGAAAAGGUAAUGAAUUAUUAGACAGAAUAAUGACACUCGACACGCAAAUAGUGAAUCCUGCCUUAGAAUCUUUGUCCUAUGCGCAUCCACAGGUGGCUGUGUCAUCUCAAACUUCGAUUCCUCCGAAUCACGCAAAUAUGGAACCUCUACCUCCUGGUGUAGAUUUGCCGGAUACGUCUUACGAAGCUGCCACUCUCAAAGGAAUAAUUUAUAACGCGGCGACGCAGCCAAGUAGUGCGAUUUACGCGUCUUCGAUUGCUGAUCCAACGAUACCUAUCCUAAGUCAUCAAGCAGGCCUUCUCCAGGAACCGUUUGUCCAUUAUCCAACUUUUCAUCAACAUUUGCAUAAUCAGACAAUCGCAGUUGCGAACAAACACAGUGGACAAAGUGCUAUUCAAUUCAUGGUGGGAUACGCGCCAAUUUAUACGAACAACAAAAUCAUCGCCAAGCCACCGGUCAAAGCUUCGAAGGAAUCUUUAGGAUCCGCCCUUGAUUCCUUUUACAACGACAUUGCACGUAUCGAGAAGACGGAAACGGAACGAUCAGGGCAGCAUCAGGAUGUCGCUGCCACAGUAACGGAACAAGUAUCUACUCCAACCGAAGAAGCGAAGCCAGAAAUAGAACCAGAAAUUGCACCCAAUGAUGCAUCGAAAGAACGGAAGAAGAAGAAGGCGAGGAUUAGCAACAGCAAGAAGCAUAAGGAAAUGUCAAGCAUGGUAGCGAAGUGGCAAAGGGUACAAAAGAAUCUAGAAGAUACUGUAUAAAUAAUAUAGAAAGCGAUUUAAAUAAAAUAAUCAGUUGCUGUAUGAGAAAUGAUGUUACAUAGACUGUGUUAUUAUAGUAUUAGGUGAGUGCAAAAGUCUUGACACUUUUUGAAGAGAUUUUGUUAUAGUAUGUCAACACUAACAAAGAUUAUCACAAAUCGUAUAUUGCAAAUUAUAUUAUAUAUUAAGAAAUUGACUUCAAGAGCUGUCUAUAAAAAAAAAGUUGAUGCCAUUCGAUUUAUUUGCAAUGUUAUUUUGCAUAAGCAAAGAUAAAUCUAAAAAUAUUUGCAUACGAUUAGAAUGUACGAGUUUCGCAAAGGAACAAAAAUGUUAUAAAAGAUGUAAAAAACAUUGGAAAUUUUCUAUAUUCAUUACAAAUGUUUUUACAUCAUCUAUUAUUUACAUCAUAUAUUAUGAUCACCCAUACAUACACACAAAUUUUUCCUUUCUUUUUUAGACUUAUUUUUGCUGACAUAAGAUAACACUGUAAAUACCUCAAAUACAACUAACUUUUUUUGAUAAAUAGCACUUGUCAUCACUUUCAAUAUAUAAUUUUUAAUAUCUGUCAUUGUUGACAUAAGAGCAAUGCCAAAAAAGGGAGGGGGUCAAAGCUUUUGCAUUGACCCAAUAUUUUUAGAUUUCAUUGUACAUAUACGUUGUUAAAUAUUUCUUCUUAAACCGUGGACUUUAAGUUUUUAUCUGAUACGUAUAUGUAUAUUCUUUAUAUUAUUAAACUUAGUACUUAUCUCUCGUGCGAUUGUCCGUAUAUUUUACAAUUUAUUAUGAAUUUUGUGAUAAUUUUUAUUUGUAGUAGCAAGCUAUUAUGUAUUAUUAUUAUUAUUGUUAUUACAGUUUGACACAUUUAUGUAAAAUCCAAAAUAUGAUUGCAACUCUAUGCCUUUCUUUCAAUAUUGAAAGAUACUGCUUCAUUGAAUCAACGCAAAUUAUUUUUGCACAUGUGCUAAACGCAAUACUCGAUACCUAAUAUCUUUAGAUAUUGAUAAUAUAUUACGAAGAAUGAAAUCGUACUUUAUAGGCUUUAUUGUCAACAAGAGAAAAUAAAGCAAAAAUAAAGAGUAUGAUAUUUCAUA